Messenger RNA from Morus notabilis, 1637 nucleotides. RefSeq names its product allene oxide synthase 3. NCBI's taxonomy places the organism in Eukaryota, Viridiplantae, Streptophyta, Magnoliopsida, Rosales, Moraceae. The record is from RefSeq and is a predicted model, not a curated record. Gene Ontology annotation, biological process: sterol metabolic process. Gene Ontology annotation, molecular function: iron ion binding; oxidoreductase activity, acting on paired donors, with incorporation or reduction of molecular oxygen; heme binding. The transcript has a single exon. The coding region runs from base 61 to 1509 and encodes 482 amino acids.
ACAUUAACUCCCCUCAAUUCAACCCUCUCACUUCAAAAAAAAAAAAAAAAAGUAAUUAUUAUGGCUUCACCCAAUUCCGACCACUCUCGUCCACUGAAAACAGUCCCCGGCGGCUAUGGCUGGCCGUUCUUCGGCGCCAUCAAAGACCGCCACGACUACUUCUACAGCCAAGGCCAAGACGAGUUUUUUCGCACCCGAAUCAACAAAUACAACUCCACUGUCUUCCGAACCAACAUGCCUCCCGGUCCCUUCAUAGCCUCAAACCCUAAGGUCAUCGCCGUCCUCGACGCCGUCAGUUUCGCGGUCCUUUUGGACAACUCCAAGGUCGAAAAGCGCGGCGUCCUCGACGGAACUUUCAUGCCGUCCACAGCCUACACCGGCGGCCACCGCGUCUGCGCUUACCUCGAUCCCUCCGAGCCCAACCACGCCAAGCUCAAGUCAUUCUUCCUCUCCCUCCUCGCCUCGAAAAAAGACAAUUUUAUCCCUCUCUUCAGAGCCUCCUUGUCCGAGCUCUUCACCAACUUAGAAGAUCAAGUGCAUGACAAGAGCAAGAAAAACACAGCCGACUUCAAUGCCCAAAACGACGAAAUGUCCUUCAACUUUAUUUUCCAGCUUUUCUUCGAUAGAAAGCCCUCGGAAUCCGGACUCGGGUCCAAAGGCCCGGCCCAUUUCGACAAAUGGCUGUUUUUCCAACUUGCACCACUUAUCACCUUAGGGUUGUCGAAGUUUCUCAACUGCCUCGAAGAUUUGCUUUUGCAUGUUUUUCCUCUACCGUGGUUUUUAGUCAAGUCCGAUUAUAAGAAGCUUUACGACGAGUUUUACUCGUCGGCGGGAUCAGUUUUGGACGAAGCUGAGCGUUUUGGGAUUGAGAGAAAAGAAGCUUGCCAUAACUUGGUCUUUUUAGCUGGUUUCAACGCUUAUGGAGGAAUGAAAGCUUGGUUUCCCGGUUUGAUCAAGUGGGUCGGAUCAGCAGGAGAGAGUUUGCACCAUCAGUUGGCUGAUGAGAUCAGGACCGUUGUUAAGGAAGAAGGUGGAAUCGGUUUUGGGGCGUUGGAGAGAAUGAGUUUGACUAAAUCAGUGGUUUAUGAAGCGCUGAGAAUUGAGCCUCCUGUUCCUUUCCAGUACGGCAAGGCCAAGGAGGAUAUGGUGGUCUACAGCCAUGAUGCGGGUUUUAAGAUCAAGAAGGGAGAGAUGAUCUUUGGUUAUCAGCCGUUCGCUACGAAGGAUCCGAAAGUUUUUGAGAAUCCUGAGGAGUUUGUGGGCCACAGGUUUGUUGGGGAAGGAGAGAAGUUGUUGAAGUACGUUUAUUGGUCAAAUGGACGAGAGACGGAAGAUCCAACGGUGGAUAACAAGCAGUGUCCCGCGAGGGAUCUGGUGGUGCUGCUAUCUAGGGUAUUCUUGGUGGAGCUCUUCCUUCGUUAUGACACGUUCACGAUUGAGGCUGGUAGGUUGUUGCUUGGCUCUUCUGUGAAGAUCAAGUCGUUGACUAAGGCCAGUACAACAGCUUGACCAUGAUCGUAAAGUGAAUAUAUAAGUCGUAAGUUUCACUAUGAGGGCCUCCAUUUGAUAUGUUAUGUUUUCUGUUUUCUUAUUAAUAUAUAAAUUCUAAAUAACUUAAAGCCAGCAACUUGUAUUUU